This is a messenger RNA of Cladocopium goreaui, 1295 nucleotides long. The record is from the annotation of a GenBank genome assembly. Lineage: Eukaryota; Dinophyceae; Suessiales; Symbiodiniaceae.
UUCGCAACAGAACGACCAUCAUCACAGCAUCACGGGCGGCCGUUGAUGGCGACCACAGCGUUGACAUCCAACUUUUCCUGCCGUGAAGGCGAAGUGGCACAGCGAGUGCUGGAUGGUCCAGCGAAGACCAGCGCCCACUUCCUGCGGGGAGACGAACUUCCUUUGCAUGUACUUCGCACGGGUCAUCUUGCUGGGAAGGUCCUAUGGUUCUUGAGGGUCUCGGAGGUGGCAAACGCCAUGGCCGUGCAACGUGCCAUGGAGUUUCCUUGCCGGGCAGUGCUCGGUGCCCAGCGGCCAGUGCUUCAUGUCUUGGGAGGUCACGAUGGGCGAAGCUUGUCCAGCCAUUGUUGGAGAAUGGACCCCAGCACAGGCAACUGGCAGGAGGUCGCUCCUUUGCCAAGCGCUCGUAGCAUGGCCACGGCUGCGGCAGUGGGAGGAAGGCUCUAUGUGGUGGGUGGAUUUGAUGGUGACUUCCUGGCGAACAUGGAGGUUUUCGACCCUGCCUGGAACGAAUGGUCACCUGGGCCUCCCAUGUCGCAAAGGAGAGGCGGCCUUGGCUUGGUAGCCUUACGUGGGCAUCUCUUUGCCUGUGGAGGUCGCGAUGGCGAUAUCUACCACUCCUCAGCCGAGUGCUUUCAGCUACCUGAGGCUGCGGAACCUUCAGACGGCCGAUGGCACCCUUUGCCAGCACUGUUGCGACCACGUUGCUACCCUGCUGCUGUACGUUUUGCUGAAGGGGUUUGGUUGUGUGGCGGUCUCACCAGGUCCUCCAACGGUACUGGGGGCUACUUGGCCUCCACCGAGUGUUUGGCGCUGGAUGCCACCAGCUGGUGCAGAGGCCCACAGCUGCUGGGGCCACGUGCCUCAGCGGUGGCGGCGGAGUUGAGGAUUGGGCUCGUCGUUUGCGGCGGCUGCGCCAAAGAGGGCCCAUUCGACACUGCUGAAGUGCUGGCCAGCAGCAGCAGCCCAAGCUUCCAGGCGCUUCCGAAGCUCCAUGGCUUCCGCAAUCUCCCCGCGGCGGCCAUGGUGAUGUCGCCGUCCUGUGCACCAGGUGAUUUUUUCCGGCAGAGGCUGUUGAUCUUCGGCGGCUUCAGCGGCAAGAAGCACCUGAAGACAGUGGAGGCUUUCAAUGAGGAGACAUGUUCUUGGGAGCUGGUGGGUGAUCUGCCAGAACCAAUUUUGGCCGCUGCCGCAACAGCAGUGUGCAUGCCACUGAGCUAGUCACGGAUCCGUGGAUCUUGAUUUUCCCUUUCAGAGGCAUGGGCAAAUGACAGGUGUAACAUGGUUUAACGGUG